GCAAUGAUUUGAUGGUUUGGUUCGUUCUCAAUCCAUAUUUCUUGCCGAGCCCCAGCUCAUCCUCUUGGACCUUGCCUCAUCAAUUAUCUGUGAUGAUUUUUAUCGACAAUACGGAGUAAUAUCAAAUAUUACAGCAGCAUGCUGGGAAUAGAUCGUGAUCGGGGCUGGGGCAUAGAAUGGCAGCAGGGUCCCCUGACCAUAGUCAGUCAUGACUGCAGGACGCACCUUGAACCGCACGAUACAGCCCACAUCCAUGAUCUAGUAGAUACGGAGUACAUAUCCCACACUUCAUCACACAGGCGGUUCGCGAGUGCGACUCCUGAAAUAUGUCCAACCUCGGUCGCUCUCACGGAUGUUUGCAUCAGGCCUGUAUCCACAUUGUGCUCCACACUACAAAAACAUACAAGCACCAGGAUACACUUCGUAAAUGUCAGUGUUAGAUUUAGCAUGUUCCUCGUCCGGCAUUACGAGUACGUUGUUGCACGCAUGGCGCACAUGAUUCGUCAUUGACUAUUUUGCGCAGCCCUCCCUUGAAUGCUCGCAUUUUCUUGCCGGAGAGUCGGGGGUUAGAAUAAUGCGCAAUUAACGGGGAUAUUGACUGGCCCACCGUACAAGUAGAACGCAAGCGCUGCCUCGCAAUUUGGGAGAAUGUGUCAAGCAGACGAUUCCGCAGCCGGAGCGCCACACUGUCAC
This is a messenger RNA of Aaosphaeria arxii CBS 175.79, 693 nucleotides long. RefSeq lists its product as uncharacterized. NCBI's taxonomy places the organism in Eukaryota, Fungi, Ascomycota, Dothideomycetes, Pleosporales. The coding region runs from base 139 to 510 and encodes 123 amino acids. The record is from RefSeq and is a predicted model, not a curated record. The transcript has a single exon.